AUGCUCCUUGUGCCUGACAUCAUAGAGGUACCUGGUGAUGGGACCGACACCCCUGCUGCACGACCAGUAGGGCCUCUGCCUUCUCCUGCAUCAUCCCUAGAUCCCUCUAUCUUUGACACUCCCUUUAAAUUUGGUAGUUCCACAAUGUUGCCCUACACAACUCAUACACAAUGCCGGCUCGAAACUCUCAAUGCCAUGGGCUAUGAGAUGAAAGGUCAUGUUGUUGGCCCGAUGCCAGCUGGGGAAUUUCUCCAGGAGUUCCUGCCAACUUCACAGAUACCCAAUUAUGACACUUUGACCUUCACUUCAGCCUUCACUCCUGGCGUAUUCAGCAGCACACUCUCUGCUGUUGAUGAGCAGCAUGCUUAUGAACCAUUCGUGAGUCUGUCCAUUGCCAUGCAAAAUUGCAUAUUUUUCAAUGGUGACCUUGUCCCCAUUCACAGCAAUGACUGA
Molecule: messenger RNA, 453 nt
Organism: Suillus paluster
Lineage: Eukaryota; Fungi; Basidiomycota; Agaricomycetes; Boletales; Suillaceae
Exons: 1
Coding region: 1-453 (150 amino acids)
Source: RefSeq, a predicted model, not a curated record